Pochonia chlamydosporia 170 is the source of this 759-nucleotide messenger RNA. RefSeq names its product 3-ketoacyl-(acyl-carrier-protein) reductase. Gene Ontology annotation, molecular function: oxidoreductase activity, acting on the CH-OH group of donors, NAD or NADP as acceptor. NCBI's taxonomy places the organism in Eukaryota, Fungi, Ascomycota, Sordariomycetes, Hypocreales, Clavicipitaceae. The coding region runs from base 1 to 759 and encodes 252 amino acids. The record is from RefSeq and is a predicted model, not a curated record. The transcript is spliced from 5 exons.
AUGGCCCUCCGCCUCACAGGCAAACACGCCGCCAUAGUCGGCGCAACCGGCACAAUAGGCACCCACAUAGCCCAAGCCUUCGCCGCCCAAGGAGCAGUCCUAUCCCUCCUCGGCCGAACAGCCGUCCAGACGCGCCCCAAGCUAGAAGCCCAACUCAGUCCCUACACGCCCUCAAACUCCGAUACCCCUACAUCCCACCGCUUCAUCAAGCUAGACGUAGCAGAUAGGACGAGCAUAAAGCACGUUUUCGGGGGCCGGGACGAGGAGGCGGUUGGACCGCUGGAUAUUCUGGUCAAUUGUGCGGGGAUUUCGCAGACGACGCUUUUGAAGAGGACGCCGGAUGAGGAGCUCGCUAGUAUUGUUGAUACGAAUCUUUUGGCUACGAUGCUUGUGUGUAAGCAUGCCAAGGUUCGGCCGAAUGGCUGCAUCAUCAACGUGUCCAGUCUCAUGGCUACAAAGUCGGGUCUGGGCGUCACUGCAUACUCUGCUUCAAAAGCAGGCGUCGUGGCUUUCACCCGUGCUCUCUGCAGGGAAAUGGCCGCCAGAUCUAUCCGUGUAAAUGCUCUCCUGCCAGGCUGGGUACAGAGCUCCAUGUGGGAUCAUCUGAAACCAGACCUGCGACAGGCGUAUUUGAAAGAUACGCCGCUCAAUCGUGUCGCACAUCCUGCUGAAGUAGCAGAUGCCGCUGUUUUCUUGGCUUCUAACGAAUUCGCCAAUAAUUGUGUCCUCAACCUCGACGGCGGGUUAAGUGCUGCGUAA